Dioscorea cayenensis subsp. rotundata (Guinea yam) is the source of this 1113-nucleotide messenger RNA. RefSeq names its product 60S ribosomal protein L7a-2. NCBI's taxonomy places the organism in Eukaryota, Viridiplantae, Streptophyta, Magnoliopsida, Dioscoreales, Dioscoreaceae. The coding region runs from base 92 to 868 and encodes 258 amino acids. The transcript has 7 exons. The record is from RefSeq and is a predicted model, not a curated record. Gene Ontology annotation, biological process: ribosome biogenesis. Gene Ontology annotation, cellular component: ribonucleoprotein complex.
AAAAGCCAUUGAGCUUCACAUAGACCAAGCCUUCCGAUUAGGGUUUCGUUGCCGCCGUCUCUAAACCCUAGAGCUUCGUCCCUGAGCUCCAAUGGCCCCCAAGAGAGGAGGAAAGGCGCCGGUCCCGGCAAAGAAGAAGCCGGAGAAGGUUGUGAAUCCAUUGUUUGAGAAGCGGCCGAAGCAGUUUGGGAUCGGAGGGGCUCUGCCUCCCAAAAAGGAUUUGCACAGGUUUGUGAAGUGGCCCAAAGUUGUUAGGAUCCAAAGGCAGAGAAGGAUCCUCAAGCAACGAUUGAAGGUCCCCCCAGCCCUCAAUCAGUUCACUAGAACCCUUGAUAAGAACCUUGCCACAAACUUGUUUAAGAUGCUUCUCAAAUACCGACCUGAGGACAAAGCAGCGAAGAAGGAACGCUUGUUAAAGAGAGCCCAAGCUGAGUCUGAAGGAAAGACUGUUGAAGUUAAGAAGCCAAUUGUUGUAAAGUAUGGGUUGAAUCAUGUUACCUACCUUAUCGAACAGAACAAAGCACAAUUGGUGGUUAUUGCUCAUGACGUUGAUCCAAUUGAGUUGGUGGUUUGGUUGCCAGCAUUGUGCAGAAAAAUGGAGAUUCCUUACUGUAUUGUUAAAGGAAAAGCAAGAUUGGGAUCGAUUGUGCACCAGAAGACCGCAGCUGUGUUGUGUCUGACCACUGUGAAGAAUGAGGAUAAACUGGAAUUCAGCAAAAUCCUGGAAGCUAUCAAGGCCAACUUCAAUGACAAAUUUGAUGAGAUAAGGAAGAAGUGGGGAGGUGGAAUAAUGGGCACUAAAUCUCAGGCCAAAACCAAGGUCAAGGAAAGGCUGCUAGCAAAAGAGGCUGCUCAGAGGAUGACCUAGUCCUGUUCUCUCUUCAUUUUGCUGUUUCACAUUUUUUGUUUUAUCAGUACUGCACAAUGCUGCCAGUUAUGUAGUUCCUUGAGCGCAGUGAACAUAGUAAGCAUGAUUAGCAUCCAUAACCUCAAUUAUUUUCUUGGUAACUGAACUCUCUGUUUUCUUUUUUUCACUUGAUACUUUAUGAUGCUAGUGUUAAUGUCAUGCAUGGACAAGAUGAGUGCUUAAUUUUUUCAAGUGUGUUUGGUUUA